GUAUGUCUGUGCUCGAUUGCAUUCAAAGCAAAAUUAGUAAAGAAUUAAACGAAAAAAUUAAAAUUAAUAUACGUGAUGCAGAUGUAAAAUGUAUACAACCAAAUCGAGCUCCCACUAAACAUAAAAACGUAAAAUGGAUGAAACUAAUCGCGAUGCGUCCCAGUGUGGACGAGGUGUGUCGCAGUUUAUGCUUGAUGAUUUGCAGCUUGCUGCCGAGCUUGGAAAAACGUUACUAGAACGAAACAAGGAGCUAGAAAUAUUUCUAAAGGAAUAUAAAUGCAAGGGGGAUGAGCAGGAGCGUGAAAUAGUGCAUCUUCGUAAGCAUAUUAAUGCCAUGACGGAAGUGAACGAUUCUCGCCUUAAAGUUUACGAACAGCUGGAAGUAGGUAUUCAGGACCUAGAACGCGCAAACCAACGCCUCAUCAUCGAAAAAAACUCCGAUAAAAAGCAAAUUAAAACGAUAUCUUCCAACACUGAAAUAUUAGAAUCUCGCUGCGAAGAGCUCAGCCAACUGCUAAACGAAUCAAAACAGGCCCUUAGUAUUGAGAGACGGAAAAGUGAUCGGUUGCAACAAGAACUUAAUAGCAGCAUGCCUCCUACUGAUAAAAAAAUUGGCGAUCACAGUGACAAACGCAAUAUAAAGGUAUGCCAAAACCAGAAUAAAAUCCAAGCCUUGGGGUUCGAACAUUUAGAUACCCUUGCAGGUAACAUAUUAUAUUCGUGACGAUAUUUCUCUUGAAACACAAAGUCUUUUA
Messenger RNA from Drosophila persimilis, 755 nucleotides. It is a transcript of the gene centrocortin, whose product is annotated as cerebellar degeneration-related protein 2-like. The record is from RefSeq and is a predicted model, not a curated record. The transcript has 5 exons. The coding region runs from base 134 to 724 and encodes 196 amino acids. Lineage: Eukaryota; Metazoa; Arthropoda; Insecta; Diptera; Drosophilidae.